CCCUUCUCAGCCACGCUGACCCAUGGGCGCUUACCAUCAUGACGUAGCGUCGUCAGGUAAAGUGACAGCACAGGGACGCCGUGACCGCCGAGUGAACUUCGCAGGAGGAAAUACACCCAAGAAGAGGUGGCGGUUCAGCCAGACAAGCAGCGACGAGGCGGCGUCGUUCUCAACACCACAGAUGCCGGGGCAACUUGAUAACUUGAAGUCCAGAAAGCGGAAGAGCAGCUCUGAAGCCAGAAAGAGAAAAAGAUGUCUAAAAAGCCAGAAGACGCGCUCAAAGACGGAUGGCAUUUCAGCAGCCCGGUCCAACGAAACAGCCGAUCCUCUGGAGAGAUUGUCUCGCAUCACCUGUGAAUGCCACGAGCUGGCUGGCGGGAGGAGGUGUUCGGCCUCACCGGAGCUGGAAGGACGGGAGGGUAAAGAGAACGAGCUGAGGACAGAGGAGGAUUUCAACGGCUGCAGAGCAAACAGCGCCUGUAUCAAAACGGAAACAGAGAAUAUGGACUAUGAAGAAAAUUAUAAGAACUUAUUCCCAGAUGAUGACAGUAACCAGAUCCUUCCUGUUGAGCAGUUCUUUGGAAAUCUGGAUAUUGUACAGGAUGUUCCUCAAAGGUCACCAGCUACUUGUUCCAGCACUAAAAAGAAGAGCAGAAGACGGCAUUACUACGCACGGGAGGACAGCGAUGAAGAGGAGGUGUGCCCCAGCUGCGCACCGCAGGACGGAGACGUGAGCGAUUUCUGAAAGAGUCGGAGGCAAGAAUCUCCCAGCACUUAAAAAACAAAAAAAUCGAGUAGAGGAACUACCUUCCAGACACUGCAUUCCUUUUGUUUGGAUGCAAAUUUUUAUUGUUGGAAAUGUACAAAUAUUUCCUCCCUACAUUUUAUUUAUCCAGAUCCCUCAAAAUGUUUAUAUUUUCUAACGUGCAGUAAAAGAAAAUGUCUACCUGCGACUCUAAUGAAGUAGCAAACUCAAAGUUUUAGGAGUGGGACCAAAUAUUGAUAAGAAUUAUGUUAGAGAUCAGGAUUGGCUCAUAUUCAGCGUCAUUCUGACAAAAAGUAGAGAUAAAUAUAGCAAUUUGAUAUUUUUUAGGCCUGUGAAGUCAAACUGCAAAGCAAUAAUGUGUCUUUCACGUUCGGUUUUGUACAUUUAGAAUCAUAGUUUUCAAUUUAAUCAAAGGAAAAAUAUAAAUUUUUGUUAAUUAUGGUUAAAAAAGAAUCAAAUUAUAGUUAAAGAUGAAUCAGAAUCAGCUAAGAAUAAUGGCAGAAAUUGGUAUUGGCCUUGUGAAGCAGAGAUUUUCAGCUUUCUUCGUGCAACACCAGAACGGAUUCAUCCCGCUUUGUUUUGUUGCUUCACGGCAUGUUGGGAGAUAAACGUGACGAUAAAAAAAAAACACUUCUGGUUUUUGGAUUUGUGCUAGUUUGACAAAUGAUGUGUCUGAGAAACAAAGGUUCUGAUUUUAUUUCUAAAUUGAGUUCAGGCAUUUUGUAUUCAGUUGCAUGCGUUGAUUGCUGUGUCGUAUUUCAGGCCACAGAUCUCUAAUCCUCAUUCUUAAAGUUCAGUUUAAGAUCCUAAGAAACUAAAAUGGUCAAAAUGGGUCAUUUGUUCCAAAUAAGUUAAAAACACACCAAGUGCUUGUUAACGUUUAACUACCUGAUUCCAGUCGACGUGAAUGUGACGAGGAAGCAAUGAGAACAUCUGUAAAAGAAGCUUUUAUUUUGAAAAAUCAGAUGUUUUGGCCAAACAUUGUUCACCAAGUGUCUAAACUCCAUCCUCAAAGGUUUUUGGCAGAAACAUCUGUAAAAACAUCUGUGCAGCUAAUUUUCAAUGACAUGUUUGUUUAUAGAGAAAAAUAUAUAAAGUAUCAGAUAAAAAAGAUCGAUUUAAAAAUCUAGUUUUUGAGUAAUCUGUCGCUAACAAACCUGAUUAAACCCUGACAAGCUGACCAGCAGUUGCACUGGUCCAGCCUGUUGUAUUUUGUAUAUAGCUGAUUGUUCUGGUGAUAACAUCUUGUAUAUAAUGUACUGCCUUAUUUAUAGAUACACUGUCAAAAGUAUGCAGCUUUGACUGACUGAAUGUCUUACUCGUCAAGCAGCCUUCAUAAUCCGUCCGUAUAUUCCACGUCUCUGUGCCAGUGUGGGCUAGAUAUAAAUGUAUUCCAUGAUUACAACGUUUAAGUGCUUUUUUACAGAACGCUCUUCUGUUUCACGUGAUUUCUGGAUGACUUGUUGAUUUGAUCUGACGGCUUGAACAGAUUAAAAACGUGUUCUGGUUUAAA
This is a messenger RNA of Nothobranchius furzeri (turquoise killifish), 2279 nucleotides long. It is a transcript of the gene c15h1orf174, whose product is annotated as chromosome 15 C1orf174 homolog. The record is from RefSeq and is a predicted model, not a curated record. NCBI's taxonomy places the organism in Eukaryota, Metazoa, Chordata, Actinopteri, Cyprinodontiformes, Nothobranchiidae.